Messenger RNA from Dichotomopilus funicola, 567 nucleotides. RefSeq lists its product as uncharacterized. Gene Ontology annotation, molecular function: RNA cap binding. Bases 1 to 567 code for a protein of 188 amino acids. Gene Ontology annotation, biological process: mRNA cis splicing, via spliceosome. NCBI's taxonomy places the organism in Eukaryota, Fungi, Ascomycota, Sordariomycetes, Sordariales, Chaetomiaceae. The transcript has 3 exons. The record is from RefSeq and is a predicted model, not a curated record. Gene Ontology annotation, cellular component: nuclear cap binding complex.
AUGCGGGGCCCACGAGCAACGGUCGAACGGCUCGACCAACCGAGCGCCUAUUUCAAUAACCGAAACAAACGAAGACGAUUCGACAACAAGGAUCAGCGCGAUGGAGACGACGAUACUAACAUGCAGAACGACCAACCCGAGGAGGACCCCUUGAAAGAUGCGGCUACCAUUUACGUUGGCAACCUGUCUUUCUACACCACCGAAGAGCAGGUAUACGAGCUAUUUUCGAAGUGUGGCGAGAUCAAACGGUUGGUCAUGGGCCUUGACCGCUUCACAAAAACACCAUGCGGUUUUUGCUUCGUCGAGUACUACACCCAUCAAGACGCACUCGACUGUAUGAAGUACAUCGGCGGGACGAAGUUGGACGAGCGCGUAAUUCGAACAGACCUGGACCCAGGCUUCACCGAGGGUCGGCAAUAUGGCCGUGGCAAAUCUGGGGGGCAGGUGCGCGAUGAGUAUCGCGAGGACUAUGAUGAGGGACGUGGUGGCCUCGGCAGAGCCAUUCAACCGUCUCGGAGAGACCGUGAGGCGAAUAACUACGAUGAUGAUCACGGGCGUUUAAGAUAG